Messenger RNA from Meriones unguiculatus (Mongolian gerbil), 2536 nucleotides. RefSeq names its product melanoregulin (gene Mreg). Lineage: Eukaryota; Metazoa; Chordata; Mammalia; Rodentia; Muridae. The coding region runs from base 225 to 869 and encodes 214 amino acids. Gene Ontology annotation, biological process: melanosome transport; melanocyte differentiation. Gene Ontology annotation, cellular component: melanosome. The transcript is spliced from 5 exons. The record is from RefSeq and is a predicted model, not a curated record.
CGGGACGCCGCCGGGACGCAUGCGCGGGCGGCACCCAGGGAAUUAAAAGAGAGAGGGAAAAAGAGCUCCCGCAGAAACCGCGCAGCUCGCGUCCCCCGCGGCCGGCCGCGGCGUGAUGCGCACGGCCCGGCCCGUGACGCCGCGGCCGCCCCCGUCCCGGUCCCCACGCCCCAGCCGCCAUCGCGCGCCCGGCUCCGGGAUCCCGGCUCGCCGCCUCGCUCCCCAUGGGGCUGCGCCGCUGGCUGCGGAGCGCCUGCUGCUGCUGCCCGUGCCGGUGCCUGGAGGAGCCCGCGCGGCCCGAGAAGGAGCCGCUGGUCAGUAGUAAUAAUCCAUAUUCCUCAUUUGGAGCCACUCUGGAGAGGGAGGAUGAAAAGAAUUUAUGGAGCAUGCCUCAUGAUGUGUCCCAUACAGAGGCGGAUGAUGACAGGAUCUUGUACAAUCUGAUCGUCAUUCGUAACCAGCAGACCAAAGACUCAGAGGAGUGGCAAAGACUCAACUAUGAUAUCUACACCCUGCGGCAGGUGCGAAGGGAAGUGAGAAACAGAUGGAGGCGGAUCUUAGAAGAUUUGGGUUUUCAAAGGGAAGCAGACUCUUUGUUGUCAGUGACCAAGCUCAGCACCAUGAGUGAUUCUAAAAACACGAGAAAAGCCCGGGAGAUGCUGUUAAAACUGGCCGAAGAGACCUCUAUCUUCCCUGCCAGCUGGGAGCUCUCUGAGAGAUAUCUCUUGGUUGUGGAUCGUCUCAUCGCUCUGGAUGCUGCUGAAGAGUUCUUUAAGAUCGCUAGCCGAACUUACCCCAAGAAGCCUGGGGUCCCGUGCCUGGGAGACGGCCAGAAAAAACUACAGUAUCUUCCAUUUCCAAGUCCCUAGAGGGAGGCCCAGAAGGACGGAGUUCUUUUACCUCGGCACCGUCGUUUGCCAAAGUCAGGCAGCUCCCUGCAGUUGAUGAGCCAGGAGAGGGCUUCUCCACUCCAACACAGUUCUGAAUCCUAUAAAACAUAAGGUCUUCCUUAGAACCUUGGCCUAAGAAUGCUUUGGUUACACUGAAACACCUGGGCCCCGGCCAUGAGGGAGGUCAGAGGGUCGGCUGGCGGCUAGUCCUUCCUCCAUAGUCAGAUUCCAAGAACUCGCUGCCUCCUUGGUUAUAAAAGCUCCAGCCAUUGAACCCCAGGGAGAUGUUCGCUAAUCCACAGAAUAGCGUGACCAGUAGAGAAAGUGUGGCUGAGCCCCGAGUUACUUCACCAACACUGAAGUAAUCAUUAUUAAAUGUAAUACUAGAUGUAGUGCCUCAAAUUUCAUGAAGUUUUAGACCUCUCUUUGAUUCGGAAACACCUGCAGCAGCUCAAAAGGUUCGGGGCAUCCUUUUGAGCAUCGUACUUUUUUUUGUUUUUUGUUUUUUUUUAAGUAUAGGUGGCCCAGACAAUAGGAAUGUGCAGGCGUGCAGCCCAGAUAGCAGAACUUCCAGCACCUAAGUGUCUUCACCUGUGACGCGAGCACCCUAAAACCUCAGCACUAACCCCCCAAAUUAAAGUUACCCAGUUACCUCAUUUUUUACAUGUUGCUCAUUUCUAGUCCAAAGGCCCUUGGUUUUUUUUUUGUUUGUUUGUUUGUUUUCUGAAUAGCAUCUGUGAACUGGAAUGUUUGGCCUAUAUGCUGCCUAUUAGCCGAGGGUUGCAGCUGUCCUGUGACCUUCUGGUGCAGACUUGCAGACACGAGAGGCAGUGACCUACCCACAGAGGUCUUCUCUCCCUCUGAAGAUGAUUUUUCAAAAUGGAACUAUGCUAACGGUGCAGGUUGGCCACAGACCAAGAAGCCCUGUUUCCCAAGAUCUUAAGCAAGAAGCUUGCCAAGAGCUUGUGGUUCGUCUUGCUGAAGAGCCUUUAAAGACUUUGAGACUUGUCAGUAGACUGCUGAGAACAAUAGAGAUAUUUUUAUUUUUUAAUGAUUUUGCACUUCUGACUUCAGGUUGAAAAUAAAUAUCUAUUGGUCUGUUCAGGGGACUGUGACUUGAAAAAUUUCAUAUCCUGAGAAGGGUUUUUUUUUUUUUUUUUUUUUUUUUUUUUUUGCUUGUGUACUCCAUGUUUAAAAUAUUCCCUAGGAAAUACGUGUCUUUCAUCCACUAAUAUAUUGUAGACUAGUUUAACAGAUAUGUUUCAGGAAAAUUCUUCCUAGUUUAAUAAGUAAGGUAAAAAUUUUAUUUUUUUUUAAUAUUUACUGCUUAAUUUCUGCUUCAUAGUGUUUAAAAUUAGCCGGUGGAUACUUUCAGUUACUUCUGUGGGCUUUUACAAGAUAAGCAAUAAAAUAAACAAAAGAAAUCUUAGAAUGUUGUAUUGUUUUUAUCUCUCAGAAUUUGUUUUGUCUUUUGUCAUUUUUAAUGUCAAAAUAUAUGAGCUUGUCUGUGUCUGUGAAUUGUAAACCAUAAUUUUAAUUUUUUUUUGGUAAUGAACAAGUAAGGAUAAAAUUAUCUCUGAGGUAAUUAGAAUAUAUGAAAUUACCCAGGAAUGUUUUUCUAAGGAAUUAAAAAGAUUUCUCUGUGA